AUGCAAUUCGUGGAGCCAAAUCCUGAAUCUCAAAAACAUUCAAAGCAUAUGUAUACAAGUAAAUGUAUCGAUGUAGAAGAGAUCACUAAAAAGAUUUCAAAAAUUAGCGAUCCAAUGGAUAGUGAAAUUUCUGGCAGCGCGAAAAUACCUAUAAGUAAAUUGAUUGAUCUAGUUGAGAUUACUGAAAAGUACUGA
Molecule: messenger RNA, 195 nt
Organism: Cetraspora pellucida
Lineage: Eukaryota; Fungi; Glomeromycota; Glomeromycetes; Diversisporales; Gigasporaceae
Source: the annotation of a GenBank genome assembly